Messenger RNA from Rangifer tarandus platyrhynchus (Svalbard reindeer), 432 nucleotides. Lineage: Eukaryota; Metazoa; Chordata; Mammalia; Artiodactyla; Cervidae. The record is from the annotation of a GenBank genome assembly.
AUGGAGAAAGAGAGAGAGCACAAAAUAGACCUUGGACAGAUGUUGAGCACUGGCUUGGUGUCAGACAUUGUGGUUGGACCUCCAGAAAUAUGCGGCAGUGAAAUAAUUCUGGGAUUUAUGUGCCAGGGUGGUGACUUCAUAUGCCAUAAAGGCACUGGUGGCAAGACCAUCUAUGGAGAGAAUUUUGUUGAUGAGAGUUUCAUCCUGAAGCAUAUGGGUCCUGGCAUCUUGUCCAUGGCAAACGUUGGCCCCAACACAAAUGAUUCCCAUUUUUUCAUCUGCACUGCCAAGAUUGUGUGGUUGGAUGGCCAGCAUGUGGUCUUUGGCAAGGUGAGAGAGGGCAUGAAUAUUGUGGGAGACAUGGAGCUCUUUGGGUCCUGGAAUGGCAAGAUCAGCAAGAUCACCAUUGCUGACUGUGGACAAAUCUCAUAA